CUUGACGUUACGUGAUAUUUUAAUUGUCAAUAUUUUGUUCUAUCGGAAUAAUCAAUAUUUAAUUUUUUAAUGGAAGAAACGGCAUCUUGUGACAGCGAAACGGACGACGCUGUGAAUAACUUGUUGAGAACAGUACGGAUCAAACAGUAUGAAUUGAGUAAAAAAAUAAUAAACUUGAAGGCUAGCACAGAAACUCUAAAAGAACAACUUAUCGCGGAGAAAAAGAAAUGGUUGCAAGAAAUACAGGAAACGCUACAACUAGAAAGAAGAAUGAAAAAUGAACAAAUCAAAUCGAUGGUACAUUUGGACGAGAGCGAAAAACAAAGAAAAUUAGAAAUAUUUAAAGAAUAUCUGUUUUUCACAACUACGACUAUGAAUCUAGAGAAAGAGUUGAAGAAAAAAAAUUACCAGGAUUGGUUGUCGGAAAUCGCCAAUGAGUGUAAUCACGAAUUAAGCAGAGUACAAGACAGUUUGACCGUACUAAAACCUUUAAAAGAUAUGGCUUCAAAAUGGAGUUUCGAUGAAAACCAAGAUCAAAUUAAUGAAACUCAAGAAAAAGGACAAGGAGAUGCAUCAACUGAGCAAGAAAAUACAAAUAUGUCUGUAGAACCAUUGUCGACUGAUUAAACGUUUAUUUUAAUCAAAAAAAAUUUGAAA
This is a messenger RNA of Diorhabda carinulata, 657 nucleotides long. RefSeq lists its product as uncharacterized. The coding region runs from base 70 to 627 and encodes 185 amino acids. NCBI's taxonomy places the organism in Eukaryota, Metazoa, Arthropoda, Insecta, Coleoptera, Chrysomelidae. The transcript has a single exon. The record is from RefSeq and is a predicted model, not a curated record.